AAGAACCUAAACCUAUAUUCUUUUAUAUAUCUCUAAACAUUAUUAAAGAGAAGAGACAUGGCUUUAAGUGGGAAAGUGGAGGCUGAAGUAGAGAUUCAAGCACCUGGUGCUAAGUUCUAUAAUAUUUUCAGAAAGCAACUAGAACAUCUUCCUAAUAUCUCCAAUGAAAUACAUGAAGCUAGAGUGCAUGAAGGUGACUGGGAAAAUAUUGGUUCUAUCAAGCACUGGGAAUUUACAGUAGAAGGAAGAAAACAAAGUGCUAAAGCAAAAAUUGAGACUAUAGAUGAUGACAAUAAGAUAAUCAUAUAUAGCAUUUUUGAUGGAGAAGUGAGUGAAAAUUACAAGAGUUUAAAGGCAAUAUUACAAGUGAUCCAUAAAGAACAUGGUGGUGGGAUUGUUAAAUGGGCAUACGAAUAUGAGAAGCUAAAAGAGGAAAUUACAGGUGGAUCUCCUGAUUCAUACUUGGACCUUGCUGUAAAGGUCACAAAAGAUAUUGAUUCUCAUCUUGCCAAGGAAUAGCAACAAAGAUGAACAAGGAUGAAGUGUGUUUGUCUUGAGUGUUAUUGCAUUUUAAAUAAACUUUUUGUGAUGAAUGUGUUUAAUACAGUAUUGGUAUACUUCUAAUUUUGGGAUUGAGAUUCCUUGCUGCCAAGGGGUCCCACAUUCAUACAUUGUGAAGAUCGAUAGUUUUUCGAUGAAGAUCAGAUAGUCCAUAAAAUGCAGUUCUUAUGGUUUAUUUUAUGAUUAAGACAUCAAAUUUGAAUCUUGAUUGUUCGAUCCAGAUCAAACAACCACCGAUGUUCCAAUUGUGUGAAUACGGAGAAAUAUUCAUAUCGUGGUAAUUGGAGACAGAAAAGGAGUUUACUCUUAUGUUGUUUUAUGUUUUUUCAGUCACAAACAUGCUUGUUUCUUUCAACAAAGUCACUCAUUCUAGUUUGUGAUGGAAUAGAGUCUUGCUGAUUUGAUAUAUUGUCAUUUGAUGUGUAUAAAUGGCUACUGUGUGCUUGUAAAAUGUUUGAUUUAAAUAAAAGAUUGCUCUAGCUCUUAUGCAAACUCCUUAA
This is a messenger RNA of Medicago truncatula (barrel medic), 1061 nucleotides long. Its product is annotated as MLP-like protein 28. The transcript has 2 exons. Gene Ontology annotation, biological process: defense response. NCBI's taxonomy places the organism in Eukaryota, Viridiplantae, Streptophyta, Magnoliopsida, Fabales, Fabaceae. Bases 58 to 519 code for a protein of 153 amino acids. The record is from RefSeq and is a predicted model, not a curated record.